AUGAAGAGCUUCUGGCUGCUCUUCUUGACUUUCUCCUUUGCCUCGGCGAACGGAACGACUCCGGGACUUUCACAAUGCGAAACCAGCGUCGGCGCUGCUUGUUCAGCUCAUUUCUGUUUCGCCGAGUUCGUUCACCACCCAGAAGUUUGUUUUUCCACUACCAAAUUUAUGAGACUCCUAUGAAUUUUCACUUGUGUUCUUCAAAUAACCUUUAACAACUUGAUCAAGGGGAUUCUGGAAGUGUAUGGAUGCGAGGGAAAUAUCAGCGGCCUUCCUCCAGACCUCUGCUGGCGGUUCAUUAACCGUACCGGAUCCGAUGCCACUUGUCUGAACUACGGUAAGUUGAGAUUUCUAGACAAUAAAAAAGAAGUUUCGUAGGCAAAAACAAACUUUGCUGCUGUAAAUCUAACUCCGCCGAGCUUUGCAAUCAGCAGUUCAAACCCUCCGAGAAAUAUAUAACCGUUUCGGCUGAGCACGUUUUUGAUAGCCGGCUUCGCAUCUGAAAAAGAAUCGAGUUUCAGUUGCAAAACCUGGGAAUAACGUUUUUGAUAAUGGCGACGUUGGCGGCCCUCGUGGCGAAGAUCGGCUCCCACUAUGACUCGAAAAACCGUCGCGUAGGCAUUUCCUACAAUGAAGACGUCAACAGAUACCACAACAUUUUGUUCUUCGCUAAGGUCCGUGGGCUUCUUUCUUUUCAUUCGAUUCAGAUCCCCAAUGAUCACAUGAGGAAGGGGUCGACUCGAAGUUUCCUCUGAUCUCGAAGCUACUUGCAGGCAUCAAAAACAUCAUGCUAGAUACCGAUUGCAGAUCUUGCUGAUGUCGGUCAUGCUGACCGUCUUUUGGGUUCCUUUCUCUCCUGACUGUUCGAAGCAUCCGUUGGGAAAGUUUCACGAAGCACAGAAGUUCGUUUUCGAGGUAUUCAAGAAUUUUGAUCGUAUGUGAUGAGCUUGAAAAGGUCGUGUCUCCGAAUAUUUUCGUCAUUUUCUACUUCACUUUGCCUGUCGGUCUUAUCUUUCUCGACUCUGUCGCCUUCGUAACAUUUGUAAACAACUCUCAAACGAAAACUUAAUAAUCAUGCCGUUUUAGAGAAAAAAUCGACAUUUUCACAAAACAAGCCGUUUCAUCAUCUAUUCGGGGACAUUUUUUGUCACGAUUUCAAUAACUAUCAAUGCAUUUUAUGAGUUCUACAUAUUAAAUCGAAAAGAUAAAAGCAAGGACUACUGCAAUACCGACAUUGCGAUUCUGAAGGCAGCGGUAGGUUUAGUCCUUUCGAACCGGACUCAUGUUCCUUGGGAGACAGUCUUGCCAUUGCAGGCUUCUUUUUGUUUGUUCAUCUUCUAUCUUUGUCUGAUCAUACUCCAUACAUACGUGUUGUUGCGUUAUCCGACAGUGGAAAUCGAAGAAAUUAUACCAAACUCGGAGAUCACAGAGCCCAACAUGACGUAUUUGACGAAGCCAUGUUGUGAAAAUACAGAGAAUGUUAAGAUCCACCGCCACUUCCAUAUCAAGCAGUUAUGUAGAGUACAAAGAGGAAGAAGUUCUGUUUGCACCCAGGGCAAGUCAAUUUCCUCCUGAACUUUAAUUUUACCAGUCUUCUUGUAAAAGCCUUCAAUUUAAGCCCUUCCACAUUGACGAAAAUGGCUUGGGAGUUGUUACCAUCACCAACACACACAGGAAGGACUGGGUGGCGUUAAGGUGAGCAUUUUCUUGGCGCGGAAAAGACGCGAAAGUUCUGGAUGUUUUAAGUAUCAGAUACAGCCAAAAAGAGACAGAACUACGAGGGCAAAUCAUUUUGAAAGGGCGGAAAAAUAUCUCCCCACUUUUCUCUAAAUCAAAGUCACUACUACUGAGGCCAAAAUUUUUUAAACUACAUCUCUGAAGUUAAAAUUCCUCCCUUAACAUUCAAAAUUUCCGCAAGUGUAUAGCUGAUUCACGGCUGGCUUGAGUCAUCGAAAAAAGGACCUGACACGAUAAUGCACGAGAGAGUGCCUGGUUCGUGGAGAGCGCAGACAGGCCUUAGCUUCUCAAGCUAGCCGUGAAUCAGCUAUAGCCUCCCUCCUAGAUUAGUUGAGUUCUUUCUUGCCUGUGCUCUUUAUUCAAUCAAGUCGAUAAAGCCUUGGAACUUGAGAGCUCUGCUAUCGAGUCCCCCAGGCGUUUAUCAACUUCAUCCGAGCAAGUUUCUGAUCCCGCCUCAACGGACCGUGUCUGUGAGCUUUCUUGCGUUAGCUCUCGCAUUUUCUUUCGGUUUUCAGAUGGAAGUGAGGUAUCAACCACUUGAGCCUCUCAAGGACAGGCCACAGAGCAAUCUCGUCUUCCAAUGGUUUUUGUUCUCGUUCUCAGCUCAAUCCUUCAAACAACUAACAGGUACAUCCUCGGAUCCAACGCUCCAACAAUGAACCUCAAUAGGAUGUGGAGCAAGCCUUAUGUUAGGAGCCCGUACGUUUUCUUUUCUAUUUGGAAAGUUAUCCAAUUGUCUUGAUUUCCGCACUCUCAGAUUGUCGAAAUUCAAGGAGACUGAUUUCAGAGCGCUUUGGAAGUUCUUUGCGCUGCCGAUAUUUCACGAAGAACCCUGCUCCGAGAAAAGCAACAGCGACGAUGGGAACAUCACAUAUUCUUGA
Messenger RNA from Caenorhabditis auriculariae, 2618 nucleotides. The record is from the annotation of a GenBank genome assembly. NCBI's taxonomy places the organism in Eukaryota, Metazoa, Nematoda, Chromadorea, Rhabditida, Rhabditidae.